AUGAUUUUAACCCUGUGCUGCAUUGCUUUUACCCUUUGGGUAAUCGCGUUCCGUUAUAAAAGGCAGCAGCUUUACAAAUUGGCUUCAAAGAUACCAUCAGCGAAAAAAGAUAUGCCCAUUGUUGGAGUUGCUUAUACGGUUACAGGGGAUACUGAAGAUAUAAUGAACAAGCUUAAGGAUUAUAGUUACGAAGCAAUGGAACGUCAGGGCAUUGUCAAAGGAUGGUUUUAUCACUUACUAUAUUUCUUGAUUGUAGACCCAGUUGAUAUUGAAAUGGCGUUGAAAACAUGUAUGGAGAAAGAUGAUAUGCACAGAUUCGUGAAAGAUAUCUUUGGCAACGGUGGCAUCUUCGCUCCAGUAAGCAUUUGGAGGAGACGUAGGAAAAUAUUGGUGCCUGCCUUCAGUCCGAAAAUUAUUGAGAGCUUCGUAGAUAUAUUCGCAGAACAGACAGAGAUGAUGUCAAAGAGACUCAAUGAGCAAACUAAACAGGGCAAUUUCAGCAUUUGGCCAUUUAUUAGCACUUAUACACUGGAUGCAGUUUCACAAACGGUAUUGGGAGUAACGGUACAGGCACAAAAUAACCCUAAAUCCCCGUUCUUGAUAUCAAUGACUCGGGCACUACAUUUGUCAUGCCAAAGAAUAUUCCAUCCAUGGCUUCAACCUGAUUGGAUGUACAAGUUCUUUCCACAAUAUACAGAGCACCAAUCUUGUUUGAAGCAAAUGCACGACUUCACUGAUGAGGUCAUUAGAAAAAAACGCGAUGAAUUAAGGAUUGAAUCACAAAACAAAAGUGAAGCAAACAUUGAAUACGAUCUCGACGAUUACAAGAGAAAAUCUUUUCUCGAUCUCCUUAUUAAUCUUUCGAGCAAAUCAGACAAAGGUUAUACGGAUAGGGAAUUGAGAGAAGAAGUGACUACCCUUAUCAUAGCUGGAACGGACACUUCCGCUGUUGCUAUAUGUUACACCUUGAAGAUGCUGGCCAAAUAUCCAGACGUACAACAGAGAGUUUAUGAAGAAAUCUACGACAUUUUCGGGACCUCAGACCGUAAAUUGGUAAAGGAAGAUUUGAUGAAACUGAAAUUUCUCGAAAGGGUAGUAAAGGAGACGCUGAGGCUCUUCCCUCCUGUACCUUUCAUCAUAAGGAAAAUUGAAGAAAAUGUUACACUGCCGUCCGGUAAAGUGUUGCCAGCGGGUUCUGGCCUGGUAAUCUCCAUAUGGGGCAUUCAUCGGGAUCCAAAGUACUGGGGACCGGACGCCGAGAAGUUCGACCCCGACCGAUUCUCGCCGGAGAGACUCAACCUGAAACAUGUGUGCAGUUUCAUGCCCUUCAGUCAAGGACCCAGAAACUGUCUCGGUUACCAAUACGCUUUGAUGUCUAUCAAGACCGCUGUAUCAUCGAUCGUAAGAAAAUUCGUAGUAGUUCCUGACCCAGAGAAUAGUGAUGAGCCCAAAAUUAGAGUUAAAUUAGACAUUAUGAUGAAAGAUGUUGACGGCUACCAGAUAGCUUUAGAAAGGAGGAUACCACCGUCUACCACCACCGUAAUAACAAACUAA
Molecule: messenger RNA, 1554 nt
Organism: Diatraea saccharalis (sugarcane borer)
Lineage: Eukaryota; Metazoa; Arthropoda; Insecta; Lepidoptera; Crambidae
Source: the annotation of a GenBank genome assembly